Messenger RNA from Oncorhynchus tshawytscha (Chinook salmon), 5584 nucleotides. RefSeq names its product ski oncogene. Gene Ontology annotation, biological process: negative regulation of BMP signaling pathway. Bases 702 to 2903 code for a protein of 733 amino acids. The transcript is spliced from 6 exons. Gene Ontology annotation, cellular component: nucleus. Gene Ontology annotation, molecular function: RNA polymerase II cis-regulatory region sequence-specific DNA binding; SMAD binding; DNA-binding transcription factor activity, RNA polymerase II-specific. The record is from RefSeq and is a predicted model, not a curated record. NCBI's taxonomy places the organism in Eukaryota, Metazoa, Chordata, Actinopteri, Salmoniformes, Salmonidae.
GUGAACCAAUUGAUUCACGCUUAAGCCUUGCGUUUUUUCCGACUUUACAAGGCUGCUAGGAAAAGUGGGGGAGUGACGACUUGUUCCUGGAAGAGCCAGCCUGCGGAGUCAGUCACAUUUUUGGCUGGGAUUCAAUGACUGAGCCAGACACACACAAACACAGAUAGGGGCUGCGAGGGAGAGAGAGGGGCGAGUGAGUGAGCAAGCGCAACCCAGCUCACAGACUAGCCAUCUCCAGUACACAGGCAUAUCGAACAGCAGGGGCAGACGGAGUGUAUGCGUGCGGCUAUACUGCAGUAUUCCACAGUUUAAAGGAGGUUCCACGCGGGUUAUUACUGUGUUUUAUACCAGAUACAUAGAGGGAGAAGGCUUUGCUUUAUCGGUCGAUACUUUUUCUGAAACUUCAAAAGCAUUAUUCAUUUUUGGAGGAGUUUCAGAGGGACGCGUUUUAGAUAUGGACUGUCAGGAGUGUACUGCAGGGGAAGACUCGCCCGUGUCACCAUUCGCUUAGUAGGCUUGUCAACGGAAUUGGAAACUCACUGCUCGGGACUUUUUUGUGGAUGUUUGAUGAAGCGCUUUCUGCACUUGGCUAAUUCUCGGAGACCUUGGAUUUACAAGGAACCGGAACCUAUCGUGGCUUUCAAUUGUUUUAGUUUGCCCCAGUUGAAAGGAACUCUCGCUUUCAAAGUCGUAGUGAAAACAUGGAGACUGUAACUCGACAAAGCUUCCAACCUCACCCAGGACUGCAACAAACUCUCAAGCAGUUUCAUCUGAGUUCUAUGAUCUCCCUCGGCGGACCGGCGGCGUUUUCUGCUCGAUGGCCACAUGACCUCCUGUUCAAGAAGGAUGGGAAAGAGCCCGAGCCCGUGCUGCAUCUUCCAAUGCAGCCGCCGACAGUGAUGCCGGGACCACUCUUCAUCCCCUCCGACCGCUCCACUGAGAGGUGCGAGACGGUCCUGGAGACCGAGACUGUCUCCUGUUUCGUGGUCGGCGGCGAGAAACGGCUGUGCCUGCCGCAGAUCCUCAACACCGUACUGCGGGAUUUCUCCCUUCAACAGAUCAACUCGGUGUGCGACGACCUCCACAUCUACUGCUCCAGGUGCACGGCAGAACAGCUGGAGAUCCUCAAAGUCAUGGGAAUUCUCCCCUUCUCGGCGCCUUCCUGCGGACUCAUCACCAAAACGGAUGCGGAGCGCCUGUGCAAUGCCCUGAUUUACGGAGGCACCUACCCGCCGCACUGCAAGAAAGAGUUCACGGGCUCACUGGAGCUGGAGUUCACGGAGAAAAGCCUCAAAAUAUACCACGAGUGUUUCGGAAAGUGCAAGGGUCUCUUCGUCCCGGAGCUGUACACCAGCCCCAACGCAGCCUGCAUCCAGUGCAUGUACUGCAGACUCAUGUACCCGACCCAUAAGUUCGUGGUGCACAGUCACAAAUCGUUGGAAAACAGGACUUGCCACUGGGGCUUCGACUCCGCCAACUGGAGGGCAUACAUCCUCUUGGACCAGGAUUACACAGGGAAAGAGGAGAAGGCGCGCCUGGAGCAGCAUUUGGACGAGAUUAAAGAGAAAUUUGAUUUCGCCAACAAAUAUAAGAGGAAAGCAUCCAGGGCGUCGGAUCCCAUUCCAGCCAAGAAGUCUAAACAUGAAGACUUCCCAUCGCUAACCCUGUCCGAGAAGCAACCGGAUUGGCUACGAUCCCUCUCGGCUUCGGCCAAUAAGGGGCUCAACUGCUUCCAGCCCAGACAGAGGCCCUCGGCUUUCAGGCCCUGGUCCCCUAACCUCUCAGCUGGGGACAAAGACAUGCCCAGCCGCCCUCUGGCUCUCCUGAGAGACAGUCUUUACAACUUCAAGACCAUGGAGAACGCUGUGUCCCCAAACGUGGCCCUCACACCCCCACCCCUGACAAAGGCAGGGCCCCUGUCACCGUCCGUGCCUAGCACCUCCCAGCCCAGUGCCGGCAAGGCCCCAGGAAAGGGGGCCAGCCCCAUAUCCAGGACCCGGAAGAGGAGGGCCACAGGGGAGCUCCCGCACCCAGGCCACGAGCCCCCCUGCUCCCCUUCGGCUGCAGCCAGCAAGCUCCCACCCCAGGAGGACAAGGACUCAGAAGUGGAGAUCGAGGUGGAGAGCCGAGAGGAAUUCACAUCGUCCCUGUCCUCCCUCUCCUCCCCAACCUUCACCUCCUCCAGCUCUGCCAAGGACAUAAGCUCGCCCGGCGCCCAGGUCCCAGUGUGUACGGUGACGUCGGCGGUGUUGAUCCCCGAGGACGGCCCUCUCGCUGGGGUAGCAGCAGCAGCAAUGGCGGUGGUGUUGGCCCCUGAGGGCCCCGGGCCGGGGGGUCUGGAAUCAGAGUUGGAGAUCCUGAGGCAGGCGCUGGACAGCGGGCUGGACUCCAAGGAGUCUAAGGAGAAGUUUCUGCAUGAGAUCGUCAAGAUGAGGGUGAAACAGGAGGAGAAGCUGGGCUCAGCCCUGCAGGCCAAACGCAGCCUCCAACAGGAGUUGGAGUUCCUGCGAUUGGCUAAGAAAGAGAAGCUCAGGGAGGCCACGGAGGCCAAGCGGAACCUGAGGAAGGAGAUUGAGCGCCUUCGUGCCGAGAGCGAGAAAAAGAUAAAGGAGGCAAACGAGUCGCGCGUGCAUCUGAAGAGGGAGCUGGAGCAUGCCCGGCAGCUCAGAGUGUGUGACAAGGGCUGCGAGGCAGGUCGCCUGCGCGCCAAGUACUCCACACAGAUCGAGGACCUGCAGAUGAAGCUCCAGCAUGCCGAGGCGGACCGCGAGCAGCUCCGGGCAGACCUACUGCAGGAGCGGGAGGCCAGGGAACACCUGGAGAGAGUGGUCAAGGAGCUGCAGCGGCAGCUGUGGCCCAAGGAGCAGAACACGCCUACCAAGGACAACCCCGUCAACAACUAACCCUUCCCAUGAACAACUCCGCGCCAAUCCCCCACUAUCAGCACCCAAAAUAAAACUACGCCUGAGACCACCGACACAGAAUAGAGAAAAGUAGAAAUAUCAAACCUCUAUGUGUGCGUGUAUCCAUCCUCACACAAAUUGUAUGAGUGCUUGGAUGCAUCCUUGGAGAGAGAAACAAAGGAAAUCAAACUUGGUAUUUGUACAUGUACCAAGUUGUUACUAGUUGUUGUAUUUGUACAUGUACCAAGUUGUUACUAGUUGUUGGUAUUUGUACAUGUACCAAGUUGUUACUAGUUGUUGGUAUUUGUGCAUGUACCAAGUUGUUACUAGUUGUUGGUAUUUGUACAUGUACCAAGUUGUUACUAGUUGUUGGUAUUUGUACAUGUACCAAGUUGUUACUAGUUGUUGGUAUUUGUACAUGUACCAAGUUGUUACUAGUUGUUGUAUUUGUACAUGUACCAAGUUGUUACUAGUUGUUGGUAUUUGUACAUGUACCAAGUUGUUACUAGUUGUUGGUAUUUGUACAUGUACCAAGUUGUUACUAGUUAUUGGUAUUUGUACAUGUACCAAGUUGUUACUAGUUGUUGGUAUUUGUACAUGUACCAAGUUGUUACUAGUUGUUGGUAUUUGUACAUGUACCAAGUUGUUACUAGUUAUUGGUAUUUGUACAUGUACCAAGUUGUUACUAGUUGUUGGUAUUUGUACAUGUACCAAGUUGUUACUAGUUAUUGGUAUUUGUACAUGGACCAAGUUGUUACUAGUUGUUGGUAUUUGUACAUGUACCAAGUUGUUACUAGGACAAGCACUGAAACGCACCUCUCCUCCACAAACUGAAAAUUGGAUCGGUAGAAAAAAAUAUAUAUAUAUUUAGCACAACAUUUUGUUGAGCCUGUAUUUUCUGAGACAGAAACUGGUGAACAUUUUGGAUAAAAACUUUUCUAUGAUAAAAAAAAAGAUAAUAAUACAAUAAUUUUACAACUGGCCUGUUUAGAGACAAAAUGGAGGGCUGUCAAAAUGGCAGAGGAGCCAGGAAGUAGGACUGGACUCCUCAGGCGUGCCCCAGCAGGGUUUCUGCUUCGUUUCCCGUGAAGAAGUUGGAGAAUUUCAUGACCUUAUAAGCUAUUUAAGAGACUGCAUAACGAUAUGUAAAAAAAAUGUACGAAAACAUUUUCUUUGCUUCUUUGUGCUAUAAGAGCUUGGAGACAAAAAAAUAUGGAUUUACAAAAAAUAUGAAUAGACAGCAAGCAAGACAAACUACCACCAGUGCCAUCAUGGUUAGUCGGUGUGUAGAGGAGGCCAUUCUGAUCCAUUGAGGAAAAGUAUAACGCUUGUCUACUAUUCCAUUAAUACAUCAUGAAGUUUACUAUGGAAGGGGUCAGAGGAUUGCAUUGGACUAGAUGUUUUCUCUCUUUGACACAGGUGCUGUAUCUGUGUGUUCUGGCACACCUCUUAGAGUGAGCAUUUCAUUUAGAUAUUAACAACAAGAGAUGUUCGUUCACACAAGCACACCGAAACAGCAUACACACUUGUCUUCAUUAUGUGUUUGUGAACAUUCGGGUUAAAACCCAAAAGUCUUAUCUUAUAAAGAUAAACUUUGUGAUCAUUUUGUAUCUGGGUGCAAUCUGAAGCCCAGAUUUGUACACAGGACUUCUGCUGGGUUUCCCCCUGGGACUGUUGGUUAAAACUAGCUGAACCCGGCUUUACUGCUUUCCAUUUGAUUAGCGAGAGUUGGCAUGACUUGCUCAAAUGAAGAUCGAAAAUAAAAUUUUUGAAUACUAUGAUUUUAGGGCUGGAAGUGGCGCCUUUAGCCAGAACCACAACAUUUUAUUUUUUAAUUAAAUGAUGGUAUGUAAAUAUAUAUAUAUAUAUAUAUAUGUGUUUUUUUUUUGUUUGUUUUUUACAAUAAUGAAUCGCACUUUGUCAUUUCAAAAUACUGUUAUAAUGCCUUAUACUCCCAUUAUUGUCUUCAAUCUUACAUUGGAGAGGAUAUAUCCAUGACAACAACAAUACAAAUACAAGUGAGCAUUUUGUUACUAUAUGCAACUCAUUUAAAUGCAAUGUAAUCAUGUGUUUAAGACUAAAUGUUGUAAAUAAAAAGAGAGAAAAGGGGUCUACAUGCUUGCUUGCUGAUACAGUUUGGGCUGUUGGAAAAAUGUAAUUCCAAUCUUUUUUGGCACUAAUCAUACCAUUUUUGUUGUCAAUUAACAAUUAAAGACAGUGGGAUGUAGGGUUGCAAAAGAGAAAAUGGCAUGGGCGCCCAACUCUCCUAAAAUGUUGGUAUUUAUUAAUACGACAAGGAUUCAUCCACGUUCCAAGGUGUGAAACACACUUUUAGACCAUUCAUGGGAAGGCAGUGAUUAUGACAGUCUGAAGACACAUUGCUCAUAUAUUUACCAGAAAAAAGAACACAAAGAGGAUUAAUAAAAAAUACAUUUUAUAAUGCUCCAGUUCAGAAUGGGAACAAUGCAAAUUACAAUGUACAUUGUGUUUAUGCUUUUUUCCUUUGGUUGUUGAUGUUUGUUGUUUUAAAUGUGGGAUAUUUUUAUGGCUUGUUUCUUAUGUUCCUUUUUUUCCAAUAGAAAACUCAUAUUUUCAAUUCAUAUGCAUGACAUUUGAGAAGGUUUGCCAUGCAUAUAGUCAUUAUUGGGCAUUGAUACUGUACAUGUAAGGAUUGUAUUGUG